CCCACUCCCUGCGGGCACUGCUGGGGGAAGCUUACAGCACAGACCCACACACCUCACCCUCUGGGGGUACUGCUAAAAGAAGCUUGCAGCCUGGCCAUACCUCCCCCCUGGAGGCACUGUUGGGGGAAGCUUGCAGCCUGGCCAUCCUUUCCCCCACUGGGGUCACAGCUUGGGGAAGAUUGCAGCCUGGACAUCCCUCCCUCCUUGGGAACACUGCCGGGGGAAGUUUGCAACCUGGACCACCCUCGCUGGGGGCACUGCUGGGGGAAGCUUGCAGCCCGGCCAUCCCUCCCCCACAGGGGGCACUGCUGGGGGAAGGUCGCAGCCUGGACAUCUCUCCCCUACUGUGGACACUGCUGGGGGAAGUUUGCAACCCGGACCACCCCCGCUGGGGGCAGUGCUGGGGUAAGGUCCCAGCCUGGAGCCGUACACCCCGCCCCCUGCGGGCACUGCUGGGGGAAGCUCACAGGCCGGCCAUCCCUCCCCCACUGGGGACACUGCUGGGGGAAGCUCGCAGCCCGGCCAUCCCUCCCCCACUGGGGACACUGCUGGGGGAAGCUUGCAGCCCGGCCAUCCCUCCCCCACUGGGGACACUGCUGGGGGAAGCUCGCAGCCUGGCCAUCCCUCCCCCGCCGGGGGCACUGCUGGGAGAAGCUGGCAGCCCGGCCAUCCCUCCCCCGCUGGGGGCACUGCUGGGGGAAGCUCGCAGCCUGGCCAUCCCUCCCCCACUGGGACACUGCUGGGGGAAGCUCGCAGCCCGGCCAUCCCUCCCCCGCUGGGGGCACUGCUGGGGGAAGCUCGCAGCCUGGCCAUCCCUCCCCCACUGGGACACUGCUGGGGGAAGCUCGCAGCCCGGCCAUCCCUUCCUCGCUGGGGGCACUGCUGGGGGAAGUUUGCAGCUCGGACCCGCCCCGCUCGCUCCGCCGGGACUUCCACCCCCGCCCGCGGCUCCGUCACUUUCGUUUUCACUUGUCAACUCGCACCAUCAUCGCCACGCGCCCCCCAGCGCCCCCCCCGCCAUGGCUGCGCUGCGGGUCAGCCCCCAGGCCGAGGCCCAGGUGGAUUCCUUCCGGACCCAGCUCUGCACCCAGGCUGAAGCACUCGUUGGGACCCGGUUCCCCAGUAAGAUGACUCAGCUGGAUGCUUUCCUCAAGGACCCAGCGCUGAACGUGGGGGACCUCGAGUCCCUGCGGGCCCCACUUGACAUCCCCAUCCCUGACCCUGCCAAGGAGAAGGCCAAAGCCGAGCGCCGCAAGGAAGAGAAGAAGGACGAGAAGAAAGACGAGAAGAAGUCGGAGGAGGAGGAUAAAGCGCCCCCCUGUGGCCCCGUGAGCAGCAACAAGACGGUUGUGGGACUGGUGAGCCGGGUGAAAGCCGAGAUCCAGGGCGCCAAGGAGGAGCUGGGGCUGGUCACUGUCUGGGUUCAACUCCAGGUGCCCCGUAUCGAAGACGGCAAUAAUUUUGGGGUUGCAGUCCAGGAGAAGGUGUUUGAGCUGAUGACGGCCUUGCGGACGAAGCUGGAAGGAUUUCAGACCCAGAUUUCUAAGUAUUUUUCCGAGAGAGGCGACGCGGUGGCUAAAGCGGCCAAAAAUCCUCAUGUGGGCGAUUACCGGCAGCUGGUGCAUGAAUUGGACGAGGCGCAAUACGCUGAGAUCCGGCUGAUGGUGAUGGAAAUCCGGAACCUCUACGCCAUUCUUUAUGACAUCGUGGUCAAGAACUUUGAGAAGAUCAAGAAGCCGCGGGGAGAAACCAAGGGCAUGAUCUACUGAACAACCUUUCACCUCUGGCCUCCACCAGUCACAGGGCGGGUUGGAAAGAGAGGCAAAGGCGGGACUUCCUGUCUUGCCAUCUGCUGCCGAUCAGAAAAUUAGAGCUUUAGGGGUUUCGUGGCUGGUUUUGAUUUAAAAAAAAAAGGCGCCAAAAACUUCACCUAAAAAGGAAACUGACCGGACCAAAACAAAAUUGUGAAAUAACUUUAAGGAUGCAAAAAAAAUGAAGGAAAUUAAGCAGCAAAAAAAUUAAUAGAAGGACGAGAUCUGAUGGCAACAAAUUCUCUGCCUCCAAGUCUGCAUGAAAUGCCAAAAAUUCUCCUGGCCACAAUGAAGAAAAGCUGUAAAACAGCCAAAUGAGAGAAAUUCAGUACAAGCGUCAUGAAAUGGAAACCAUGAAUGUAAAAACAAAUCCCAGAAACAGAAAUCCAAAACUCUGCGUUAAAUGGAAGGUUUUGCCCCCAGAAAUUUAGUUUUUUGGCAUUUUAAUUCCUUAUUUUGUCCUUUUGGCAAUGAUUUUUGCUUUAUGUUCCUUAGCAUUUUAAGGAGUUGCAAUAAAAUAAAAUGAACGAAUGGAAAGAAAA
Messenger RNA from Caretta caretta (loggerhead turtle), 2353 nucleotides. It is a transcript of the gene PSME1, whose product is annotated as proteasome activator subunit 1. Gene Ontology annotation, cellular component: nucleoplasm; cytoplasm; proteasome activator complex. Gene Ontology annotation, molecular function: endopeptidase activator activity. Gene Ontology annotation, biological process: regulation of proteasomal protein catabolic process; positive regulation of endopeptidase activity; regulation of G1/S transition of mitotic cell cycle. The record is from RefSeq and is a predicted model, not a curated record. Lineage: Eukaryota; Metazoa; Chordata; Testudines; Cheloniidae.